Acanthosepion pharaonis is the source of this 1494-nucleotide messenger RNA. The record is from the annotation of a GenBank genome assembly. NCBI's taxonomy places the organism in Eukaryota, Metazoa, Mollusca, Cephalopoda, Sepiida, Sepiidae.
AUGGGCACACAUUAUGCAAGCUCACUUGCCAUUGAGAAAAGUUUCUGUUCCAGCACAUGCAAUAAUGUCUCUUCUGAUUCGUCGCUCACUAACAUCAAGGCCCCUUUCUUCUUUUCUUCUUCCAGUUCCUCUUUGAUUCUUUCUCUUCUUUCUCUUUCUCUUUCUCUAAAUUCUCCUUUUUCGUAUUUUUUCAUUUUCAUCUUUUUUCUUCUCAUUCUUCCAAUACCGUUUCUUCUUCUUCUUCUUCUUCUUCUUCUUUCUUUCUUUCUUUCUUUCUUUCUUUCUUUCUUUUUUUUUUCCUUCUUUCUUUCUUUCUUUUCCUUUACAUCAUUCUUUAGCUUAGCCUUUGUCUACGGUUUUCUUUUUCUUCCUCGAAAUCUUCUUCCUCUCAGUUUUCUUUAUUCCCUCCUGUCAUUUUUUUCAAUACUUACUUUUUUAUUCUCUCUCUCUCUCUUUUUCUCACUCAAUUUCCUUUUUAUUCUCUCUCUUUCUCUUUCUUACUCACUCUCCUUUUUAUUCCCUCUCUCUAUCUCUUUCUUACUCACUUUCCAUUUUAUUAUCUAUUUCUCUUUCUUACUCACUUUCCGUUUUAUUCUCUCUAUAUUUCUCUUUCUUAAUCACUUUCCUUUUUAUUCCCUCUCUCUUUGUCUUUCUUACUCACUUUCCGUUUUAUUCUCUCUCUAUUUCUCUUUCUUGUUCACUUUCCUUUUUAUUCUCUCACGCUUUCUCUCUCUCUCUCUCUCUCUCUCUCUCUCUCUCUCUCUCUCUCUCUUAAUAUUUCGUUUCUUUUUAACACUUUUUUCUGUUAGUUCCCCUAUUUGUCUUCCUUUCUCUUCUGUACCAAUUCCAGCUGUUCGAAUUGUUUUCUUUAAGGAAACACGCAACGAAACAGUUUUCUUUUUUAUCUUUUCCUUCUCUUUCUCUUUCAAUCUCUCUCUCUCUCUCUCUCUCUCUCUCUCUCUCUCUCUCUCUCUCACUGACACACAUAAUUUAUCUAUCUAUUAUCAUCCCUCUUCUCUCUCCUUUUUUCUUGCCGUUCUCUCUAUCUCAUUCUUCCUCUUUUUCCGUCAUCCCUUUCUCUCCCUUUUCAUCCUUUAUUUCCUUCCACUCUCUGCUUUCUCCUCCGCCUCUCUUCUUAAUCGUUCUUUAUCUCUUUCUUCCUAUUUCGUCUCCCUCUCUAUCUCUCUCUUUCUCUAUCAUCACCCUCUCUUACAUUUCCCUCCUCCUUCUCAUCUUUCUCCUUCUUGUUUUUCUAUUUUCCUUCCCUCUUCUAUUCUCUCUCUCUCUCAUCUCCUCUCUUGCCUUCCUCUAUUUUACUUCCCGCCUCUCUUCUCCUCUUCUUUCGCACACACUUUUUUAAAGUGUUCUUCUUUUCUCUCCACCGUUUAUCUAUCUCAACCCCAGAGCAAUCAUUCUUGCAAUGCAUUCUUUAAAUAUUAUUGGAAAUUUUUUUCUGCUAUCAAAUUGAUAUUCCUACGCUUUUCCUUACGAUGA